AAGCACGGAGAUAUUUAUUUAUUUAUUUAUUUAUUUAUUUAUUUAUUUAUUUAUUGUUUUGCCUUUGUUCUUUCUCAAUAAAAUUAGGCCAAAGCAGCAAAAUGUAGAUCAGGGGUAAAAUCUUGCAACCUUUAGACGUGUCUCUGCUUCAACAGACCUGAAUCAAAUAAUGAGGUCAAUAGCAGGACUCUGGAGAACAUGGCUGCAUACUGAGAAGGUGAUUGAGCCAUUUAAUUCAGGUGUGAUGGACCAGAGACUACCUAAACGUUGUAGGACACCAUCUGGAUUUGAAGACCUCUAAAGUCAAAUAAAGUCUAAUGUAGUCUACAAGCUUGUAAAGUUAAUGUUAAAACAACCUCAUUUAUAUGGGAGUGGCUGUUAAUUCACUAAAAUUGAGCUCAUAUGUAAACCAGCUACUGUUGAACAUUGAAUAUGGUUUUAAGAUUUCAUUUUCUAAUUUAUUUUUAUAACUUCCUUUUUAUUUGAAACUCUAGUGGUACCUUGCAGUUGUCUAUCAGUGGUCUAUCACUUUCAGUCUGGUUUGUAUAAAAUUUUGUUUUGCAGCAAUACAGUAGACUGGCACUAUAUGAACCAGAGGUGUGUUUAUGAGGUUAGAACCAGUUGAAAGCUGGAGCCCACAGGGCACCUCCUAUAGACUGGUGUAGUCGUCAUCCCAUCCACUGGGGGCUUGUAUUUUUUAUUAUUGUGGGAUUAGAACGCAUUAUUCCAAUAUGGAGGAACCAGGUCGUAGAUCUACUACAGUGUAGACUCCUACGCCCCGAGUCUCCCCCUGCAGUUCAUUGGUCCAUGAGCGGGUUCAGCACCACGCAGGGUGAACAGCGACACUCCGCAGUUUCGUCGGAUGAGGAUGCCACGGAAGCCGCUCAACACGGUUACUAUGACACCGGGUUUCUUCUUCUUUUUUUACUCUGCAUGAGACUGUUCCAUCCAUCCAUAGGAAGUAGUCCCAGCCAGGAUAUUUCUCAGUUUGAUCGGCGGAUUCGUCUUGUCUUCAGAGGAGAUCUAGCAUCGCGGAUGUUCGGAUGCUUCACAGAUUUCUUUUAUUUCGCCGGGUCUGCUUCGCUUCGAGUCCAAAGGCAUGACGGACUCUACUAAAACCAUCCCUCGGGUUCAGUCCAGGUGCUUUAUCUUCUCAUGCACAACGCCGCAUCCGCUAUCACAGCUGCCGCCGCCCGAACACCGGGUCUCCCAGCCGGCGCCACGGUGUCCGCCGGUCCCCCAAAGCCUCUUAUGACAUGACAACUCCGGGCAGGAGGAGCAGGAUCAAAGGCUGUGGGUAGGGGUUGCAGAAGGAUGGGUCAGAUCCUCAAGGAAAGGGUGCAAAGAAACUGAAAGUUUCCCUUUGACAGUGUCUAAGCAGAGAAGCGCUCGACUGGUUUGGAGUCUCCAGGGGGUCAGAAAGUCCCCGUGAUCCUUAUUCUGAUCUGUAUACCUUCAGUGUGGUGACACCCACCUCUGCCUCCCAGUCUCAUCUGAUGUACGGCCUCAUAGUGUUGAUACUGGUCGAGUCCCAGCCAGCUGCGAGGUUCCCCGGGCCUGUGAGGUUCUCCUUCUCCUGCGCAGUCAUGGGCUGCAUUCAGAGCAUAGCCUGCAACAAGUCGCGAAUCAAGCGGGAGAACAUCGUGGUGCAUGACCUGUCCGCCACCAUAGACCACUGUCCGACUGUCAUAGAGGAAAACUCCCCCAUUGUGCUCCGAUACAAGACGCCCUACUUUAAAGCCGCUGCGCGGAUUGUCAUGCCCCCCAUUCCGCGCAACGAGACCUGGGUGGUGGGUUGGAUCCAGGCGUGCACUCAGAUGGAGUUUUACAACACCUACGGAGACAUCGGCAUGUCGAGCUGGGAGCUGCCUCAGCUGCGGGAGGGUCUGGUGAGGGCCAUCAGCGACUCCGAUGGCAUCAGUUAUCCCUGGUACGGAAACACAACAGAGACCGUCACCAUAGUGGGGCCCACCUCCAAACCGUCCCGCUUCACAGUCAGCAUGAAUGAUAACUUUUACCCCAGUGUCACCUGGGCCGUGCCGGUCAGCGAGUCCAACACGCCCUUGCUGACCAACAUCAAGAGGGACCAGAGCUUCACCACCUGGCUGGUGGCGCUGAACACCACGUCCAAGGAGAAGAUCCUGCUACACACCAUCAAGUGGCGGAUGAGGGUGGACAUAGUUGUGGAUCCAGCCCAGCCUCUGGGCUCCAGAGCCCGGCUGGUGGGCCGGCUGUACCAGGAACAACCGCGGGUGCUGAGCCGCAUGGAGCCCGUCCCUCCAAACGCCAUGGGGAAGCCGAACGCCAAUGACGCCCAGGUUCUGAUGUGGAGGCCAAGGAGAGGUCCUCCGCUUGUUGUCAUACCGCCUAAAUAGAGCCAAGUGAGGCUCUUCAUAACUGUUUCUUUUUGCUACAACAUCACAGAGAGCCACAUACGACUGAAAAUGAUGAUGAAAGACAGAAGCAGAGUUAAGUAUUUAAUUGUUGAAUCAGUGUUAAAACUCUGCCUUAAUUCCCCACCGCUGCCUUUGACCAUCCAGAAGGUUUCAGCCUCUGGUGCUGCAGAACUGUGGAGCGUACGGAGGUGCACUCUAACCCAGCACACCCGAGCAGAGCGCUGCUUAACUCUGAGAAAACACCGUCAGUGCUGGGAUGUGUCAUUAAUCUUUGAUGUAGCUCCUCUGGCUCAGGAGGACGUGAUCAAGCCUUGACACAGGCAGAUAUACACAAAAAGGUUUACAGCCUUAAAGAUCCUCCAGAGGAAAAGUUUUGGAGGUGAAGGUGAAGGAAAGACAACUCUAUUGUGGGGAUUAAUUGAUCGUUUUCAUUUCUGAUGGAUGAUGUGAAUGUACGUAUUCAGGUGUUCUUGUUUGUGCAGAUGUGUUUUUAUAACGGCUGCGUUCGGGCUUGCUGCUGUCACACCAGACUGCCUCAAACACGCCAGAGGCCUCAUUCAGGUUAGUUUUAGAUUCAACUUUCAGAUCACAGGAAAUGCAGACUCGACACGUACACAAUGACACAUGAAUGAAGCCUACAGAGAGAUUCUCCUUUUCUAACAGUGACUUCAUCCAAGCUUCCCAGUUGCUCCAGUUCUGCCUUUGCAAAGCCAGAGAUGCCUGCCGAUAUCGACAGUAAAGCCGGAUUUUUUUAUUUUAUUUUAUUUUUUGGUGAGAUUUUCAGGCCCCUCCUAUUAGAUUUGGAGAGAAUGAAAAUGUAAGGAGGCAAAUGUACCUCGAAAUGAUUUGACUGUUUGUUAGAAAGGGAAACCAGUAGUAUACCACCAUGUUGAAUCACAACUACAUGCCACAUCAUCAAACCCUCUGUCCCCCUUUUCACCUCCAUAAAUUCAUGGUCUUUCAGUAUUACUUACAGGGGCUUUAUGCUGCUUUUUCCUCCCAGUGGGAGCUGUGUUCGGACUGGUAUCGUGAAAUAGAUGGGGUUUAGUAGAGUUUGGGGUUGGAAGUGGCGAAUAGGAACUCUAAACUCUUCAUUCUUCCUUUCUACCUUGCCUGUCGCUCUUAAGUUUUGCAUCCCAUCUUAAAAUGCAGUUUAAAAAUCUGCCUCUACAAUCGACGACUUGCUUUAAAAACUCGUUAUAGUAGUUUUUAUUUCUCAGAAGGCAAACCAGAGAGUGCAUUCCAGCUAUUGAGGAAUUACAUUUCUCCUGACCUCUCUGGGAAAAUUUGCUCUUCCCGCUUUUGCAUAGCAAGAUCCAACUGAUUGUUGAACCAAGGAACAGUGUGGCUCUCAUCCAGGCAGAGUACAGACCUUUACCCUUCCCUGGGUUUGAAGCUUGUCUGUAAUUAGCAGAGAAUCAAGGUUUGGGUCAUGGAUCCAGUUUACAGUAUUACAGCCACAGUGUCUAGAUCAGGAGUGGGCAACUCCAGGCCUCGAGGGCCGGUCUCCUGCAACUUUUAGAUGUAUCUCUACUUCAACACACCUGAA
Xiphophorus maculatus (southern platyfish) is the source of this 3945-nucleotide messenger RNA. RefSeq names its product protein FAM78B-like (gene fam78bb). The transcript has 2 exons. The record is from RefSeq and is a predicted model, not a curated record. Lineage: Eukaryota; Metazoa; Chordata; Actinopteri; Cyprinodontiformes; Poeciliidae. The coding region runs from base 1497 to 2375 and encodes 292 amino acids.